Formica exsecta is the source of this 1637-nucleotide messenger RNA. RefSeq lists its product as uncharacterized. NCBI's taxonomy places the organism in Eukaryota, Metazoa, Arthropoda, Insecta, Hymenoptera, Formicidae. The transcript is spliced from 3 exons. The record is from RefSeq and is a predicted model, not a curated record. Bases 156 to 1637 code for a protein of 493 amino acids.
UGAUAAACAAAAAUUUAAAUUCGGCAGAUAAAUAUACGAAACAAAAUCAAAAGAAAUUUAACGGAAAGUGUUUCAAUUGCGGUAAAAUCGGACAUAAAAGUGCGGACUGUCGAAUAAAAACAAAACACGGUGAAACGAAUAACAGAUAUGAUGCUAUGACCGCUAUAGUGUGCAAUACUGAAGUAUCGAAAUCUAGCGAUUGGUUCCUUGAUAGCGGCGCGACGCGUCAUAUGUGUAAUGAUUAUCGAAAAUUUACGGUAUUAAACGAUACAGAAAAAUUUAGAGUAUUUACAGCAGCGGAACAUUGUUUAGAUUCGUCAAGCACGGGCGAAAUUAAUUUAGAAGUGAAAAAUCGUGGUUCAAAAAACACCGUAAAUCUAAAAGACGCAAUGUUAAUUCCCGCGUUAAGAAAUAAUCUAAUGUCAGUUUCUAUGAUCACAGACAAUGGAUACACGGUAGUAUUUGAUAAAAAUAGUGCAACGAUAAAACGCAGAGACGGAUCCACAGCUUUAACAACAACGAAGAGGAAUCAACUCUACGUAGUAAACGAAACGAAAAACCACGCGAUGGCUGUUCACAAAAUCUACAACGAUAAAUUGACUCGUUGGCAUCAAAGGUAUGGACAUUUAAAUGUUGCAGAUUUGAAAAAUUUAAAAAUAAAAGAGAUGCUUAAAGGUGUUGAAUUUACAACAAAAACUGACGGAUUUCAAUGUGAGAUCUGUGAUCAAAAUAAGCUGCAUGUUCAACCGUUUAAGCCGUCAAAAAACAGAGAGACCGAGGUACUGAAUUUGAUACACUCUGAUAUUUGCGGUCCGAUGAAUGUUGAAUCAUUAGAAGGAUCGAGGCUUUCAGAAAUUACAAAAGAAGAGUGGAAAACCAAACAGGACAACGUAUCAAGAAAUUACGCACGGACAAUGGGAAAGAAUAUUUGUCCAAUGAUCUCAAAAAAUUUUUGGAGGAUGAAGGCAUCGCUCGACAACUUUCUGUGGAAUAUACUCCGCAACAGAACGGUGUUGCAGAACGCGCAAAUAGGACGAUUGUCGAAAUGGCAAGAUUGCUGCAACAAUCUGGAUUACCGCAAUCCCUAUGGGCCGAAGCACAAGGUCAUCGCAUUAAAUAAAGGUCCUAAACGCGGAAAGUUCUUCCGAAAGGGAGAUGAAUAUGUCUUAGUCAGAUAUUCAGAUGAAGCUAAAGCAUACAGAUUAUGGAAGCCACGAACGAAAACUGUAAUAAAAUCACGCGACAUUAAAUUUUACGAGAAGCUUCAUUCAUGCAAUUAUGAUUGGGAUGAUCUAACUAAAAAUGACUCGAAUAACAAUAUAAAUGAAAAAGGAACGCUGAAAAUUAAAUCGAUGCCAUUAUUAACGGAUCUUCAAGACUCGGAAGCUAAUGAAGAAAUAACAAACGAAUAUGAUCAACAACUCGAAGAUAACGAUUCAGAAGAUGAAGUCGAUGAAGUUCCAGAAGAAAGAGAGGAAAAUGGAAAUAAAGAUUUACAACGAGGUCGUGGACGUCCUAAAUUAUUGAAAACCGGUCAACGAGGAAGACCUAAGAAAAUGUAUCAAAAGCGCAAUGAUGCUAAUCAUAAUCCCAUGGAUGUAGCUGAGGCUAUGAAUCGAAGCGAUCGAUUAGAAUGA